AUGCAGGAAGGGAGAAGAAACUCCCUUCCCCCCCUUCCAACUCUGUCUGUAACUCUAGCGAAUGUGUCUGGUCGUGGUAAGGGAGGCAAGGGUCUCGGAAAAGGAGGCGCUAAGUGCCAUAGGAGGGUGUUGAGGGAUAAUAUCCAGGGUAUUACGAAACCCGUUAUUUGCCAUUUGGCUUGUCAAGGGGGAGUGAAGCCUAUUUCAGGUCUCAUUUACGAGGAGACUCGUGGGGUGCUGAAGGUGUUUCUGGAGAACGUGAUUCAAGAUGCCGUUACUUACACCGAGCAUGUGAAGCGGAAGACUGUGACUGCUAUGGAUGUUGUUUAUGCUUUGAAGUGCCAGGGUCAUACUCUGUACAGAUUUGGAGGCUAA
This is a messenger RNA of Chelonoidis abingdonii (Abingdon island giant tortoise), 375 nucleotides long. Its product is annotated as histone H4-like. Gene Ontology annotation, molecular function: DNA binding; structural constituent of chromatin; protein heterodimerization activity. The record is from RefSeq and is a predicted model, not a curated record. NCBI's taxonomy places the organism in Eukaryota, Metazoa, Chordata, Testudines, Testudinidae.